AUGGAUUAUUUAUCUCCAAAUGCAGGUCAACAUGUUCCUGUUGGUCAUCCCGAUCAACAUAUAUUGGCAAGUGAAGGAGCUAAUAAUUAUUUAAUGAAUUUUUAUAUAACACAAAAUUCAAGUACAUAUCGACCACCUGGUGUACGACCGAAAUCAAAUAUACUUGGAGAUAAAUCAUUAACAACAGAAAAUCUAUCAACACAAAAACUUAAAGAUGAACGAAAAAAAUCUGGUUUUGUUAAUAAUGAAAGAUAUUAUUUACCUUAUACACGUACAAUUGAUGAACUUGAUAAUCCAAUACUAGGUCGUAUGUGUGCAGACAACUAUGAUACAUCUCAUCAAAUACAUUAUAAACCUUAUGAAUUACCUAACGGUACGGAAUCAUUACCACCAAAUAUAACUAAUCAAACAUCAGGUUUUUUUCGUGAACGUGCUGUACACAUUCCUAAUUCACUUGUGCCUCCAAUUGGUGGAAAAGAAGCAACAACAUAUGGUAUUAACUUUGCAAAACCGGCACAAACUGAACCAGUUAUUAUGGGACAAGUUGGUCCUAAAGAAAAUUCCGGAUUUGUAGCAAAUACUGAAAUUGAACCAUUAACAACAACAUCAGGUGAACGAUGGCAUUAUCGUUCAAGACCAACUGGUGCUAGUGAAUAUAAAGAUAAAUUUCCACAAUAUGAUUAUCCAAAAGGUGAUGAUCCUUUACUUACUGUUAUUGAUACAAAUACAAAAGUAUCAUCAGAUCGUGUUAUUAAUAAUUUUGUAUUACCGACAAGUGAAGGUCCUUAUGCUGGCGGUUCAUUUGCUCCUGAUUCUACGUAA
Rotaria sp. Silwood1 is the source of this 822-nucleotide messenger RNA. Lineage: Eukaryota; Metazoa; Rotifera; Eurotatoria; Philodinida; Philodinidae. The record is from the annotation of a GenBank genome assembly.